UCAGACAUUUGAGAAUUUUAUUCGAGAACUUAAUAGAAUGUGGUAUUUAUUGGUGGUGUACGUGCUAUUGCCGUACUCUAGCUGGGCAUUGAUCUGCACACGUCAUCCGGCCAAUACCCAUACGCCCAAGUCUCCGGUGGAUGAGAACUAUGUGAUAAGCAUAACGGGCAAUCCGGAAACCUAUAUACUCGGACAGGAGUACAACGUUUCGCUGAAUGCAUUCAAUGGACAUCGCUUUAUUAGUUAUAUACUGGCGUUGGAGAAUGAGAACGGCGACUUCAGCUAUGUCAACGAUCUGGGUCGCUUCGAGCUCAGCAAUUUGAUUGAGUCACGUUUCAAUCCCAACUGCAUUAACAUGGUGGAGAACACAAAUACCAAUCCCAAGACCCAUAUACAUUUGACGUGGAUAGCGCCCAGUGAGCCGGGCAACGGUUGCAUAUUGAUACGUGCAACGGUGUUGCAGCAUCGCGACGUCUGGCACAUGGACGAUGGCGGACUGACGCGUCGCAUAUGCGAGGAGGUUGUCGAUGAUGUCGAAAGUCAGCCUACGGGCAUUGCUCUAAACCACCCAUGCUGUGCCUGCGACGAGGCGAGAUAUGAGCUAACAUUCGAAGGCGUCUGGUCACGUAAUUUACAUCCACGGUAUUUUCCAGCUCGUGGUUGGGAGACACGCUUCUGUGAACUGGUAGGCGCCGCACAUAGCUCUGACUAUCGCUUUUGGGAGUCCGGUCAAUUAGCUAGCGAAGGAAUGAAGCAAUAUGCCGAGCACUGCACUUCCCGCCUGCUUGAGCGUGAAUUUAGCAUCAACUUUCGAGAUCAAAAGAUACGCACCAUUAUUAAAGCAAGGGGACCAGCCUUUCCCAAUCUAAAUAGCAAAACCAUGGCAUCGGUACGUGUAGAUCCCGUGCAUCAUAUGAUAUCAUUUGCCUCCAAAAUUGAGCCCUCACCAGAUUGGAUCGUGGGCGUAAGUGGGCUGGAAUUAUGCCUACGCAACUGCACGUGGUUGGAGUCAAGGAUGAUCAACUUGUAUCCCUGGGAUAUAGGCACAGAUGCGGGACCCACUUAUACGUCACCCGAUCAGCCACAGGUGCCGCCAGAUGUUAUCAGACGCAUACGGUCCGAUUUUCCCAAUGAUCCGCGUUCACCGUUCUACGAUGAGUCGGGAGCGCCGAUGAAGCCUAUGGCCAUUCUAACAGUGAAACGCCAGCGCAUCUACGAGCGACGCUGUGCAGAUGAAGAUUCUAACAAUGAUCCGGAUGUGCCGCGCGAAUGUCUAACGCAUCCGUGGUCCAGCUGGAGCGAUUGCUCAUCGAAAUGCGGCGAGGGCAUGCAGUACAGAAGACGAGUCUACAAGCAACCAGAGCUGGCCAGGAUUUAUAAUUGCAACGUGCCGCAGUAUGAGGAGCGCGCCUGCGACGGCCAGGUCUGCAACCUAAGCGGCAGCCCAAUGCGGCCUAUUGAUGAUCAGGAUGAAUUCAACAUGGGUCUCGAGUAUCAGCAGCAAGGAAAUGCAUAUCAGAGACGCGCUGAAUGCCAACUGUCUGGAUGGAGUGGCUGGAGCCCAUGCAGCGUCACCUGCGGAGAGGGCUAUCAGUCGCGGCAACGACAAUACUUGAAUCCCAGCGCCGAGCUGAAAUGCCAGAGCGUGCGACGGCUAGAGCUGCAGGAGACGCGGCCAUGUGCGGGCAGAGCCUGUUUGGGUAACUUAAAUGGAGCCGACAUUGAAGCGCCGUAUGACGAGAGAGAGCCACAGCCAGAGCUGGAACAAGAGCAGGAGAAUGAGCAAGAGCCUUUUGGCAACAGUAAUUUCAAUAGGGAUUACGAUGUGGAGCAAACGGAUGAGGGUCGUAGACUAGGUGGCUUUGAUGUAGGCAACUUGAAGGGCAGCGAAGGAAGAUUAAAUUAUGGGCAAGCGCCACGACUGGAGGAUGUGGAGCGCUCGUCUUGGAACCGUAGACGACCCAGCGACAAAUACAGAGAGAAUGAACAGCGAUCCCGUUAUGGCAACAGAGAUAUGACUGACACACUGGUACCUGCAGAGCAAGAGGAAGAUGAUCAGCAGCAGCGCAAGUCCUGGAACAGAGUAAACAACAACAACUAUAAUAGAAACUUGAAUCGAGAAAAUGUCGAAGGCGAAGAAGAUAUGGAUACGAACUUGGCAAAGCGCUGCUUUCAAAUGCUGCGAACCAAUCAGCCACGCUGCAGAAAUCAAACAAUCGUCGGUCACUUUUGGUUCUACAAUUUCUGUGUGGACGAGUGCAUGUUAUUUGCGGCGGAUCCCUGCGAUCGAAAUGUGAAUAAGUUCAGCAGAUGGGAGGAGUGUGAAGAGUGCCGUCGUUCCGAGUUUCAACAGCUGCAAGAGCAGCGGUCCAUCUCACAUGAAUGCGAGCUGAUUUUAGCCUCGCAGCGGGCGCAGCAAAGAAAUCGUGAAGAACAGCUCAGCAGCUCCUCUAACGGCAGAAGGCGAAAUAAUGGCAAUCGGCAAUGGGGCUAAGUGUGAGAUUGUAGUCUAGGAUAAUUUUAAUUAGUUGAAAAUAUCAGAACUUUUUUCUUUAGUUUAAUAAAUAUUAAU
Messenger RNA from Drosophila arizonae, 2572 nucleotides. RefSeq names its product spondin-1. NCBI's taxonomy places the organism in Eukaryota, Metazoa, Arthropoda, Insecta, Diptera, Drosophilidae. Gene Ontology annotation, cellular component: extracellular matrix. The record is from RefSeq and is a predicted model, not a curated record. Gene Ontology annotation, biological process: cell adhesion. Gene Ontology annotation, molecular function: serine-type endopeptidase inhibitor activity.